Lynx canadensis (Canada lynx) is the source of this 2443-nucleotide messenger RNA. RefSeq names its product zinc finger protein 583 (gene ZNF583). Gene Ontology annotation, molecular function: RNA polymerase II cis-regulatory region sequence-specific DNA binding; DNA-binding transcription factor activity. NCBI's taxonomy places the organism in Eukaryota, Metazoa, Chordata, Mammalia, Carnivora, Felidae. Gene Ontology annotation, biological process: regulation of transcription by RNA polymerase II. The record is from RefSeq and is a predicted model, not a curated record.
GGGCUCCCGGCGGCCGACGGCGCGCAGGGAGGUGCCGACCCUCGGGGAGGAGGCGCUCUGUUUUUCCAGACACUGCCCUUCCAUUGAGGAGCCUGAAGGAGGUGGACAGAAGAGCUGUCAUAAAUUCUUAAAUUCUUAAAGCCAUGUCCAAGGAUUUGGUGACAUUUGGGGAUGUGGCCGUAGAUUUCUCCCAAGAGGAGUGGGAGUGGCUGAACCCUGCUCAGAGGAAUUUGUACAGGAAGGUGAUGUUGGAGAACUAUAGGAGCCUGGUAUCAUUGGCAGGAGUUUCAGUUUCUAAGCCAGAUGUGAUCUCAUUAUUGGAACAAGGAAAAGAGCCCUGGAUGGUGAAGAAGGAGGGGACAAGAGGCACAUACCCUGAUUGGGAGUAUGCAUUUAAAAACAAUGCAUUUUCAUCAAAGCAAGUUAUUUAUGAAGAAUCAUCCAAAGUACUGACAAUGGGAAGAAGCCAUCUUAGUUAUAGCCUUGACUGCCCUAGUUUGAGAGAAGACUGUAGAUGUGAGGACUGGUUUAAGAACCAGUUAGGCAGUCAGGAGGUACAUUCUAGACAACUGAUCACCACUCAUGAAGAAAUCCUCACUGAAGAUAAAAGUAAUGAAUAUACUAAAUCUUGGCAAACUUUCCAUCAGGAUGCAAUAUUUGAUAUAAAACAGAAUUUUCCCACCAAAGAGAGAGUACAUAAGCAUGAGCCACAAAAGAGAAACUACAGAAAAAAAUCUGUUGAAAUGAAACAUAAGAAAGUCUGUGUACAAAAGAAACUUUUGAAAUGUAAUGAAUGUGAGAAAGUUUUCAACCAGAGCUCAUCUCUUACUCUUCAUCAGAGAAUUCAUACUGGAGAGAAACCCUAUGCAUGUGUUGAAUGUGGGAAAACCUUCAGCCAGAGUGCAAACCUAGCUCAACAUAAGAGAAUACAUACUGGGGAGAAACCUUAUGAAUGUAAAGAAUGUAGGAAAGCCUUCAGCCAGAAUGCACACCUUGCUCAACAUCAGAGAGUUCAUACUGGAGAGAGACCUUAUCAGUGUAAAGAAUGUAAAAAAGCCUUCAGCCAGAUUGCACACCUGGCUCAACAUCAGAGAGUUCAUACUGGAGAGAGACCUUUUGAAUGUAUUGAAUGUGGAAAGGCCUUUAGUAAUGGUUCAUUUCUUGCUCAGCAUCAGAGAAUUCAUACAGGAGAGAAACCUUAUGUAUGUAAUGUGUGUGGGAAAGCCUUUAGCCAUCGUGGAUACCUAAUAGUACAUCAGAGAAUUCAUACCGGAGAGAGACCUUAUGAAUGUAAGGAAUGUAGGAAAGCUUUCAGCCAAUAUGCACACCUUGCUCAACAUCAGAGAGUUCAUACUGGAGAAAAACCUUAUGAAUGUAAAGUAUGCAGGAAAGCGUUCAGCCAGAUUGCAUACCUUGAUCAACAUCAGAGAGUUCAUACUGGAGAGAAACCUUAUGAGUGUAUCGAAUGUGGGAAGGCCUUUAGCAAUAGUUCAUCACUUGCACAACAUCAGAGAAGUCAUACUGGAGAAAAACCUUAUAUGUGUAAGGAAUGUAGGAAAACAUUUAGCCAGAAUGCAGGCCUUGCUCAACAUAAGCGAAUUAUACUGGAGAGAAACCUUAUGAAUGUAACAUUUGUGGGAAAGCCUUCAGCUACAGUGGAUCUCUUACUCUACAUCAAAGAAUUCAUACAGGAGAGAGACCCUAUGAAUGUAAAGAUUGCAGAAAAUCUUUCAGGCAGCGUGCCCACCUUGCCCAGCAUGAGAGAAUUCAUACCAUGGAGUCAUUCUUGACUCCUUCCUCUCCCUCACCCUCUAUGUCCAGUCAGUUGCCAAGACCUGUAGGUUUUAUCUCCUAAAAAUGCCUUGAACCAGACUCCUUUAAUCCAUUUCCCUUCCAUUAUCUUUGUCCAAUACACAGUAAUCUAUUUCAUAUGGACUAUGGAAAUAACUUUCUGAUUGGUCUCCCUGUAUUUACCAUUUCCUUUGUCAGUUGCCUACACUGUAGUCAAACUUGUACUUUAAAAGUUUGACGAUAUCACUUCUCCUUCAUUGGUACCCUUCAUUGGUAUCCCCUAGUUCUUAGGUUAAAGCACACAUUCCUCAAAAUAGCGUAAAAGACCCCCUGCCCCAGAUACCUUGUUCCAUUUAUACCUUACAAAGUACUGUUUUGUGUCAAAAUCCAUCUAAUUCUUUGGACAAUUAAGAACUCCUAUUCCAGCAUCAAACAGAUCUGGGUUCUAAUCCUUGCUCUUCCAUUUUCUAGCCCUCUAGUUUUAGAGAAACAUUUUGUCCUUUGUAAGGUUCAGUCUUAUUUAUAUUAUGGGAAUAAUAAUGGUACUACCUCAAAAGUUGAUGGGAGAAUUAAAUGAGAGAAUGCAUGUAAAUUGCUCAGAGUGCCUAGCAUAAAGUAAUCACUGAAUAAACAUUACUGUAAAAUGAAGAGA